Molecule: messenger RNA, 2227 nt
Organism: Parasteatoda tepidariorum (common house spider)
Lineage: Eukaryota; Metazoa; Arthropoda; Arachnida; Araneae; Theridiidae
Product: ninjurin-2
Biological process (GO): cell adhesion; tissue regeneration
Cellular component (GO): membrane
Source: RefSeq, a predicted model, not a curated record
GGGUUCGUGUGAAGGGGAACGAUUUGUAUUUCAUUUCACGCAUUUCGUCGUCACGGUAACGUAGAAUCUGAUGCGCGCGCAUUAGAUCUUGUCUGAUAUUUUCACUGCUGCCAACUGGAAGAGAAAAAGUGAAACUUUCAUUACUCUUAUGGCAGCCAUCACCCCGAGUAACGCCAAUGCCAUAACUGGCAAUGGUGAUGCCGUUCCUUCGAAACCACUGACCAUUGGCCCUCUAGAUGCCAAUGUUUACGCUACCAAAAAGACUAUUGCUCAAGGUCUCUUGGACGUGGCACUGUUAACUGCCAAUGCGUCCCAGCUAAAAUAUCUGUUACAAGCUGGAAAAGAACAUGAAUUUUACUAUGUUAUGAUGACUCUAAUUAGUUUGUCGAUAAUAUUACAGAUGUGCCUUGGAUCUGUCCUCAUCCUCAAAGGCCGAUGCGACAUCAAUGAUGCUGGUCAGCAAGGCAGAGCUGACAGACUCAAUAAUGCAUCGUUGUGGAUCGUCUAUGCAUCAACAGUUAUCCAUGCUUUCUUAUCUGUAUUUCACAUAGCUCCCGAGGAACAGAAACCCUUUGCGAGCUAUACAGCAUUUAGAACUAAUGCAUCCAUUCCAACUCCAGAUAGUGACUACUAACAGAUCGGUUCUCGUGUUAAAUUUAGGGUACCGAAAAAUUCACAGAACCUAAUGUGCCUUCUCGUUUUUAUGACUUUUACCUGACCUUACAAUGAAGCGUCUCUCAAACAUCUGGUGCCUGAAAUACUAAAGAUUCUCUCAAACGAUGUGCCUGAAAUACUAAAGAUUCAUAAACUCAUAAUUAAAUGAGUGGCAACUCUUUUUUCUAUAACUGAAAAUGUUAUAUUUUCAAUAGGAAAAUGAAGAAAAUCAUCUUGAUUCAAAUAACUCGUUUCUGAUUGCAUUGCAUAAACAUUACUGCUAUUAUUCUGUAAGAAACUAAUAAUAAGCAUAAAAUAUAGGUGUUCACAUAAAGAGGGAUUGUCUACUAAAUGUCUAGUCAUGGAUUGAAUUCAACUCCAUAUUAAAGCCAAUCCAAAUCAAAGUGUAUUUAAAUAUUAAUAUUACGAACACUUUCUCGGAAGGAACUAUGAUUAUUAAACACUUUUUAUUAAUAGUAGUUAGCACUAAAGUACAAUUUAUAUGUAUGCAAAUACUUUGUGGUAAUAUUAUAAAAAAUAUCAUUGAAUAUAUGAAUGUGUUCAGUGUCAAAAGUGUGUUGUUAACUGGAAGAGCACCCAUAAUAAUAAAAAUAAAAGCACAAAAAAUACUUAUAAGUAAUAAGAAUUAGAUGGGUAUUAUCAUUUAAGAUGUAGAUGGAUUUGUUUUGAGUGUAAAUACAUUCAACUUAAGCAAAAUGUUUCUUAAAAUAGUAAUUUUAAAUUCAAAAUUAAAGAAGAAUUGAAUCACGUGAUUGGCUUCGAAUUCCUCAGGUCAUUUUGCAUCGAAAUAACAUUUACAAAUAUUAUUUUUCCCGUUUAGUCUUUUUUUUUCUUUAAUAAAGCGAUUUUUUUGGAAAAUGUGUUUUCGUUUUGGUUUUGGCAAUUGUAAUCCACAUAUACCAUUUUAUUUUAAGUUUCUACACAUUCAACAGCCAUUUUUACUGUUCAAUAAUUGUUCUUCUCCUGACUUUAAUUAAUGCGAAACGCAGAUAAAAAUUAGAUCUUUUUAGAGCGUUGCUGAGUCCCAAAUUUAUGCAUAUUUAUUUAUCAUGCGUAAAGCUUUAAUAAGAAUAAAGUGAAUAAGAAUAAAUAAGAAUAAAGUGCAUUAUGAAAAGAAAGCUAAUCAAAUUUUAUGUCUCACCACUUCUGGUCCUCCCAGUAUCAAUACAUUCUAUUCUUAUUUUAUUACAACUUCUAAUUUUGCCUGUUUAACUCUGUGCUUCACGUGUACGUCCUAAAUUAUUUUCUAGCUUUCUUAGCUUCUAAGUCACAAUUUUUCGUUGUUAGAAAUGUAUAUAAUUUUUAUAUCAUGGCUUGUUAACAAAAUUAAAAAAACUCACUUAUAUAUUCAAGCACUUUCAUUAAUUGCAUUUGAAUAUCAUAUUUAUUGUAUGAAAAUGAUGCGUAUAGUUUUAUCUAGUACACUUUUUUCUUUCUUGCAACUGAAAUAUUUUGGAAAUAACUACAAACUGUUAAAAAAUGACAUUUUUAAGCUAAGAUGAAAUAUGACCGCAAAAAUAUUUUAAGACCAGUUAGUAAAAUAAAUUAUAUA